ACUAGGUGGAUGUGGAGGGCGCGGCGGGCUGCAGAUGCUUCCCACACCGCCGGACACCUCGAUGAGCAAAGGGUGGGGCUGUCUUCCUGUCCCGCCCCGCCCUCACAGGCUUUCGCCGAGAGCCCAGCGCGACGCCGGUGUCCUUGGCCCCCGCCCCACUCCUUCUGCCGGCGGUCCGGAGCCAGGACCAAAGACGUCCCUCUGCAUUCCGCACUGCGGAGCACCCCACGGUGCAUCCCGGCCGGGGGCUAUCAUGAGCCGCGGGCCCCGGAGUGCGCCUCCCGCGCUGGGGCUGCUCUGCCUGGCACCAUCGUUGCUGCUGCUGCUGCUGCUGCUGCUGCCCUUGGCGCGCGGUAACUGUGAUGUCCCAGAAAAGUUACCAUUUGCGUUGAUGUCAGGGGAUUCUGCUGGCCGGGAAAGCUUUCCUGAGGGUUACAGUGUGACGUAUACUUGUCGACCAGGUUACCAAAGAAACCGUAAUUUCCAACCUACACGUACUUGUCUUGCAGAUGGAACAUGGUCCAAGGCAACCAACUUUUGUGAAAAAAAACGGUGCCCUAACAUUGGAGAGCUAGCCAAUGGUCAUGUUAAUAUCGAGGAGGACAUUGUAUUUGGUUCAACUAUUACUUUUAGUUGUGAUAAAGGGUUCUUGUUAGUCGGUGAGCGUGAGAGCCUAUGUCAAAUUGUAGGUGAAAACCGGGUUGGGUGGAGUGAACCUCUUCCACAUUGCCAAAUCAUUCUCUGUCAUCCACCUCCAACUAUCGACAAUGGGAGAUACACAGGAGAUUUUAAAGAUUAUUUUAAUUAUGGACAAUCAGUGACUUAUACAUGUAAUGAACCACAUACACUUAUUGGAGAGAAAUCCAUCCAUUGUACUACAGAAAACAUGAGAGAUGGAGUAUGGAGUGCCCUUCCCCCUCAAUGCAAAGUUGUCCGUUGUGGAAAACCAGUUCUCCCAAAUGGACAUAUGCUGUCUAGAAGAGGGCCACCUUAUAAGUAUCAAGACACUGUGGUUUUGGAAUGCAAUGCUGGAUUUUACAUGGAAGGCGAGCAAAGGAUUUUCUGUGGUUCUGACAACUUGUGGGUUCCUCGUAUUCCACAUUGUACACCAGAUAUUAAGAUUCCCACUGUCAGGACCAUCACCAACAUCACCACCACUAUCACUAUUACUAUUAAGUCUUCUUCUACCAGUGAGAAAGAAAAUCAACUUGACACAAUAAUCCUGGUGAUAACAUUGAUAAUCUUCAGCCAGAUAUGAAGGUGACUUGUGCAUGGAGGAAGACAUUCUAGCACCUUAUCUGGGAAACCAAGGCACAGAAGAUGUUAAAUAUUAAAUUAUAUUUUUGGCUUCAAAA
Molecule: messenger RNA, 1355 nt
Organism: Vombatus ursinus (common wombat)
Lineage: Eukaryota; Metazoa; Chordata; Mammalia; Diprotodontia; Vombatidae
Product: C4b-binding protein alpha chain-like
Exons: 10
Coding region: 35-1258 (407 amino acids)
Biological process (GO): negative regulation of complement activation, classical pathway
Source: RefSeq, a predicted model, not a curated record